Messenger RNA from Zootermopsis nevadensis, 6595 nucleotides. RefSeq lists its product as uncharacterized. Lineage: Eukaryota; Metazoa; Arthropoda; Insecta; Blattodea; Termopsidae. Gene Ontology annotation, molecular function: actin monomer binding. The record is from RefSeq and is a predicted model, not a curated record. Gene Ontology annotation, biological process: signal transduction.
GGCGCGAUGUCGGAUGGAGAAGACCGUGUUAGUGCACUGCGUGAUUUUGUCUGCCGUCUGCAGCUUGGGUGAGGCAGUGGUGAUGAUGAGAGCUGUGAACUUAUUGUGUCUCAAAAGACGCUUCAAAAGACGCAGACGGCGACGUCUCUGGAGACUGUGGACGUGUUUCCGAACGCCGCGACGCCAAGGAACGAUGCCUCAUCUGAAAAUGAUCAUCACGGGGUCAGAAGUCUUACGGCGAACGAGAAGACGUGACAGGAUGGCACCGACUCCACCGCUUCCUGUGACAGAGGACACACCCCCCGACAUGCUGGCUGGCUCCAUGGACCUGCGAGUGGUGCUACCUAAUGGCCAUUCUGUGAAGAUGAGUGUGGACCGAAGCACGCCUAUGAUGGACCUCCUGGUUCAAGUGACAACUAUGAACAAGAUCUCAACAGGUGGUCACAUUCUUCAGGCAAUAGGCGAACGGGGCAUCCUUCCCUACAAGCCCAGCACGCCCAUCGGAGCCCUCGAUACGUGGACCAUACAAGUCGUACCCAAGUCGAAGGUUCAGACGACCACAGUCCAAAAGAAAGCGCCAUUAAAACCGCUGAGUCAGCAACAGCCAUUUGAACAGACAUUCAGACUACAGGUGCAUUUGCCGCGGAACCAACUGUACGUGAUGCGGGUCAGUCCGAGGACCCUCCUGUCCGACAUCCUUCGCCAGACGUGCAAAGAGAAGAACCUUGACCCCAACAAAUAUGAGCUGAGGCACCCAGCCAACAUUUCUCAAUUGCUGAUUCCAUCGUGCACCCUGGCCGACUACGGUCUGCAGGAGGUCACAGUAGCGGCACGAAGUCAUGCGCCACGAGUGGGAUCAGCGCUGUUAUCAUCUGACAUCAUGGCGCUGCAGCAAGAGGAAGACAUUCGGUGCCAGCAGAGCAAGUGCGAGGGCAGCAUAAGCAGCGACAGCCUGGGGGGUCGCAGCAUCUCGCCGGCCAGGUCCGACGAGUCGGCCAGCCGUUCGGCCUCACCGCCCGCACCAAACCUUCCGCCCAUGAUGGCACCGAUCCCACCCGCAAGGCCGGCCAGGAAGAGACGCCCCGCGCCAAAACCGCCCGGUUCUAAUAUUGGACCAGUUAGCAACAAGCAGCAGACAGAAUUAAACACGCAAGCAGAGUCCAGCACUGGAACUGUUGUGAACGGGCAUUCCGGGAGCGAUAACGGCAAGACGGCGCACGUCGCUGUGUCACAUUCCCGUAACAGUUCGGACAGCAGUGGGUACCAUGAAGCAUCAGUUCUCAGUGAGGGUCCGGCUGAAGGCCACCCGAUAUCAGAGAAUGGCAUUGCGGACUCGGUCUCGCAUCAUGAAAAACUUACAUCGACCCAGCCAGCACAGAUGAAGGCUCAGGUUGGCAACUAUGGUCUGUCACGAUCCAUGUCGAAUUUGACUGGAGUGGGCAGCAUGGGAGACUGCCAGCGCAGUACGUCGAACACGUCCCUUGCAUCCUCCACAGGACAAGGACAAAAGAAAAAGAAAGCGCCACCCCCUCCACCAGGAACGGGCGGAACCAAAGAUCGCCAGCAGCAGAAGCACCCAUCAUCACUGUCGCUAUCAUCCAACGAUCAGGACGUCGCAGACCCCCACAACAAGACAACAUCACUAGAGAGACAUCUGUCUGGCAAGAGCUCUGUAGUUGGCAGUGCUCAGUCAUCGGACAAAUGUUCAUCUCUGCCUGGCAAGAUGAAGAUGUCACAGCACGACUACAGGCCAGCGGAACCUCCGACCCAAAAGUCUGAAAACGCUGCGGAGACAGAAGCGAUGUCACCUGAAGAAAGGCGGCUCGACAGCGACCAGAUUCCCGAAGUUGAGGAGGACACCGCUAUAACGCGCCAGGAUGAACGCAACACUGCGGCUAGAAGUCAGAUCUCUGGAGACUCCUCCGAUAUACAAGAUGAAAGCUUUCAGACACUUCCACUGCCUCCUGUAGAAAGUGCACCACCGCCCCAUGUAGAGCUUGCGUCGAGGAGUAAAAGCCAUCAAGUUGUUGAUCCAAGCACCCCAGAAGCUUCCGCUACUUUGAAGCAACCACUCACACUACACACCCCCGUCCCAAAGCCUCGUGUGUGCAUCGAGCGUAGUCUUGGGGAUGACACUACUCCCUCAGUUAGAAAGAGACCAAUUCCGCCACCACGACAGAUGUCUGACAGCAGCAACGUACAGGGAGAAAGACAUAAACAAACUGCAAAGGAAGAGAAGAGUGACGGAGGGCAGAAGAUGAAAGUGAAGAACGGCAGCACGGGUCGAACGUUCGGUGUGGGGACGACGAUGCUGAUGAUGUCUCAAUCUGGGACUGACUCCAUCAGCAGUGGAAGUUGGGAGUGGCAAUCACUAAGAUCACAAAGCCCUGCAGAUAAUGGUCCAGAUUCAGAUGAUGAUCUGAGCAUUGCUGAUAAGGACAUGGAGAUUUUUGACAUGAUGACAGAAACAUCUGAAGCUUCAGGCACGGUUCAGGCCAGAAAUAAGACGAGAGGCAACACCUCCACUGUGAACCAUCAAGUGAUGGACUCAUAUGAUGACAGCGAGUCACUUUCUCUCGCCAGUUCUGUGUUUGAUUAUGACUCGGAGCACGAAAGUUCUGAAGCGUCGUCUACGUUAAAAUGCCCACCGCUUGAGAGACUGCUGAGAACCAAAGGGGAGAAGAGUUUUCAUGCUUCUAAAGAGGUAAAUCUCCACGACACUGAUAGGAAUGGACAACAAGGGAAGAACGUCGGUCCAAAAAUUAGUGGAGGCAGCAGUGCCAGUGUCUGGAGCGUGGACGAGGUGCCGAGUAGGAACAACAGCAUGGGACGAUGGACCAAUAGGAAGGCUCCAGCAUCCAAGCAAUCAUUGGUGUUGGGAUACAAUUCAGACGCUGAGACCGGGGAUCCUAUUGACCAGGUGGUGGAAGCUUUCAGCAGCGUGACAGCGGAAUUGGAGGCUGCCAUAAAGCGGGAUGAAGAGCUGGGUACUCAGCUGCCCCCACCUGCCCCCGCAGAAGAUCUGACAGUGGACUGGGAGUAUCUACUACCCGCGCCACCAUCUGCUUUCAGAGACUCCGAUUCUCCCACUUUUUCUGAGGGCAGAACAGUCUUGUUGGCAGAUACACAGGUGUUCCAAGAGCCCUCGUCACCAGAACCUGAACCAGACUUUCGUCAGGGGCGUUCUGCCAUCACGAAGCAUAAAGACUCUCUUGAUACACGCUUCAGCAGUCCAUUGCAUAGGAAUGAGGUGACCCGGACGAAUCCUUUGUUUGACCCAAACCAGUAUGAUGAUGAUGACCCAGGUGACAGCAACAUUAAUCCUUCUGCAGUAUGUGAAGAUGGCACAAAGAAGUUGAAGCAUGACACAAAACACCUGUACCAUACAGAGGCAACGCUUCACAAGCAGGACUCAUCGGAGCUAUUGCUGAUGAAACCAGAUUCCUCGAGAGACCAAAGCACAAGGAAGGGUGGGGAACUUUCCAAUUUCACCAUCACAACAUACCAAAGACCUCAUGACCCUGACGGAUUAUUUGGCAGAGACGGUGAUAACAACGCGGCAGAACCUGUCCAACAUUUGUCCACGGACACACGCAAGAAACCAACAACGGUGUUUCAACACAAGUACAGUUCUACUGAUUCGCUAAACAGCAGCGGUGGAGUUGGCAGUGCCACAAGUGUAUCGAGAACAAAUUCUUUCAACAGUAAUGACAGUAGCAUGUUUAAGAUCCCUGGUCCAGUUUCGACAUCAUCUGUCAAGCGGUCCACAUCUUACAUCUCCCUUGUUGCUAAACCUCCCUCUUUUCCUGGAAAUGGUUUCCAGUCUGGCCGAACCUACGCUCCGUACUCAAACAGAACCAAAUCUGUUGGUAAUCUGGCAGUUGAGGCACAGUUGGAUGCAGAUGAUGAGACGGCAUACGAAAACUGGGGUCUCGGGAAGAUGAGAAAAUGUAGUGUUAGUCACGAUCCAUCAGAAAGUGUCCAAAAAGGAAUCGAGUCGCAAACCACAGCAGAGAAGCAGAAGAUGGCAAGAGGAACGGAGGUUGGACAUGAGGAACAAAGAGGCUCACAGCAGCAGAUAAUAAUAACAGAGGAGGAGCGUGCGCGGCUUUUGGCGUUACAGGAGCAGUUCCUUCAGUUGCAGGAGCAACUCCUUCAGAACUCAGGCCACAUGCAACAGAUAUCACAAACUCACGCCCCUGCUGCAGACACUCCUCUGCAGUCACUACAGGUACUUAGAAGCAUCCUGCCGCAGCUGAAUCAAACAAAAAUGUCUGGUUGUCAGGAAACCAGUCAGCAGCAGAACUCUGAAAACUCAGCUUUCCUCAGAUCUGAAACUCAUCCCACGGAACUGGUUCCAAAAGGUGCAGAAGACUUUGUCAAUAAUCAGUCUGUCAAACUAACGACCUCUUCAACAUUAAAACGGCAGAACAGCAAUGAAAAGGAAUCCAGUGAUAACACUGGUGAAAUGAAACGGUAUACAUAUCGUGGUCCCCCAGCAAUUAGUUUUGCUACAUGGAGUGAACGGCCAAAGAGUCAAGUUAGCAUUAAGAUGGAUCGUGACUACAGGAUAGGCGUCGGUCAGGGCGGCCGAACAAUUGAACACGGUGAAACUCCUUCUCGAACAGUAAUGUCCGAGUCCAAGGACGAUACCUCUGCAGUGAAAAGUAACCACCAUACAGAAACAUCACGCUUAUCAGAAUAUGAUGAUAAAGAAGCAAAUGCUCAAAACAAAUCAAACAAUAAAGUAACUAACUCACAAGCAACCAAAACCGAUCCUGGCUCACUCACAAUGAGACUAAUUUCGCACACAACACCGUCUGGUUUCCGGAAACCUGUGACGGGAGGCAGCCAGAAGUUCAUGUCUAGUUAUGCUGCAGGAGAAGGACAACAGUCUUACACAUCUGAAGCCAAAGAAGUAACAGGAUCGUCAACAGUCGGUAUGCAGGUCGGCAGUACUCAACAGAGCGAUCCUUCACGAGUGCCAAUUGUAAGAGCUGUUGAGCUCAAGAAGUCCUUCAUCCAACAGCAGAAUCCUCGUAACGUUCGCAGCUCAACGACAGAGUUGAACGGUGAAGAGAGCAGGGGGCUGUGUAGUACCAACAUUGUGGACCAAAGAAACGGAACUGAUAAUCAUAACGGAAGGAGUGACGCAGAGACAUUUGCAGGUGUUAAUUUCUUGGCGAAAAGAUUUUCAAAUGCAGGUUUAUCACAGAAUGGGCCUCACAGUUUACGCUCAUCACGGCCUCUGUCUUCCUAUGGAAAGGUUGAGACUGCGGACACCAAGGGACGAGAUAACACAACUAAUUUACCUUAUAAUGGGAACCUCUCUUACAAGAGUGUGAGUUCAACCAAUCUGAAUGCAUUGAAUGUAAAUACACGUCAAGAUGCCCAGCUCAGAGACAGAGAUGCGACAGUCAAUCGGAGGUACACUUCCGUCGUCGGAAUUAACAAUGAUUCAGAGAGACCAUCAUCGAGUUUUCAAGAACUAGCCUCAGAGUCAAGCAGAGUGCAGUCACGGGUAUCUGGCCCCUCUGUGGUCAGAGUGAACGGUAUGACUGCUCCCAAACAACUGAUGCCAGUUGUAAAAGGUUUCCAGUUUGCCUCCCCAGCAGCCAAUAAAGAUACAUCUCCUCCUCUUGCUGCUAAAAGCUUAAAAAACUCAAAUACAACGAAUGCUCAUAACCCCAAGGUUCAUCGAUCAGAAUCAACUUCGGCCAUCAGAACCUGGAAGACAGUUGAUGUACCUGACCACACAUCUGACACGAGUUUUGGUAGCAUCAAGACGUACAUGCGACGAAGUUCGAAUGACACGCGACCAGAGCCAGUGGUGAUGAAAGUUAAAACGGAUACAGAAUCAGAACCUCCUCUACCCCCUCCCUUGGCGGUAUCCCUCCAGAAAUCUACGUCACGACCUCGUCCGAGGACUCGACCGGGUCCUGAGCUCAACCCUCGAGACCAACUAAUGGAUGCAAUUAGAAAUUUUGGUGGUCGAGAAAACCUAAAACAGAGUGGUUGCAGCUGAAAAUUGAAGACACACAGAAUAGCAAGAGAUUAAAUAAUCAAAUUACUAACAAUAAUACUUUGAAAGCCAGUUAAUUUAGUUUGUUAGAGACGAUCGUUUUCAUAGAGAUUCUACUAGUCCGCCAUUUAGAGUAGGCGACAUGUCACAACAUUCUAACUGCAGUCCGUCAAAUGAAGACGCUGGUACAUCUGUCUGAAUGACCUGUUUCAGGCAACCAAAUUUGUAUUGUCUGUUUGGUAGACAUUGUUCAUUGUUUUCAUUUCCAGAAACAUGGCAGGUGGGAUAUGGUAAUAUAUCAUAAAUACUUAUUAGUCAAUUCAAUAUACAAGAGGCAGUCAGAAAGUUCCCGGAAUUGUGGUAUAGCUCUGUAAUGAUAGGACAUAUGGCAACGCUUACCUAAUCACCUUCAAAGUAUGAUCCUUGCGCACACACACACUUGCUCCAUUGAUCCUGCCAUUGCUGGAAGCACCGGCAGAAGGCUUCGUUUGGAAUAUUCCGGCCGUCGCGUUUGAUUUGAUGUCCUCCAUGGUUGUGAAACACGUCCUCUUGAGACCCAUUUUCAGAGUAGGG